Messenger RNA from Lodderomyces pseudojiufengensis, 489 nucleotides. RefSeq lists its product as uncharacterized. The transcript has a single exon. The record is from RefSeq and is a predicted model, not a curated record. NCBI's taxonomy places the organism in Eukaryota, Fungi, Ascomycota, Pichiomycetes, Serinales, Debaryomycetaceae. Gene Ontology annotation, cellular component: mitochondrion. The coding region runs from base 1 to 489 and encodes 162 amino acids.
AUGUCAAAUACAGCUGAUUCUUCAUCAUCAUCAGAUGUAGUCAAAAAUGCAAUCCCACCAUCAAUCUUAUCAAGAAUUGAUGAAUUAUCAACUUCACCAAUUCCAGCUGGUUUAUUAUCUGCAUCUUUGUUAUUAAAAGGUUUUACAAGUUCUUCAACUUCAACAAUACCGAAUUCUGGAACUUCAGGAUCAUCUUUUGCAUUUCAUAAAAAGCUACAAACUGCUAAACCAACGAAAUUUGGAUCUUUAGGAUUUGGUUCAAUAAUGGCAUUAGGAACUUAUAUGAUGAUAGAUGGUGAUCCUAUAAAUGCUUCAGGUUUUAAUUUUGCAUGGUCAUUGUUAUAUUUGAUAGUUAAUGGAAAAUCAAGUAUAUCGAGUUUAUUCAGGGGACAUAUUUCACCAAUAGGGUUAAGUGGAUUAGCUUUAUUCAACACUGGUAUAUAUGGUAGAGAGUUCAUUUGGAGUAAGAAAAGUCCAUUUCAAAAUUAA